ACACACAAUACAAAGUCUAAACCAAAAGCUCUAAAAUAUGUCAACUAUAACUUCAACUCUAUUAAUUCAAGAAUUCAUGGAGAACUUCCACUACUCAAGAAGAUUACUCCAGGAAGCCACCAUGGCGCCACCUCCGGCAGCCGGAAUCAGCCACGAUACAACUAAUCAUCCACCACUUGGUCACAAAGUCAACACAUUUGAUGAAAAUGUUAUUAUGGUCUUGGCCAUACUUGUAUGUGCCAUAAUUUGUUCAUUUGUCUUGAAUUUCAUCAUAAAAUGUGCAUUUAAUUGCUCUACCCUAAUAUUAGCAAACUCAUCCUCAUCAAAUCAUACAAAUAACAACCCUUCUUCAACAAAAUUAGCCAAUAGAGGGAUCGAGAAAAAAGCUCUCAAAACAUUUCCGGUUAUAACAUACACUACUGAAUUGAAACAUUCAAGACUUGACUCUGAAUGUGUCAUUUGCUUAUCGGAAUUUCAAAUCGGGGAGAAAAUUAAGGUUCUACCUAAGUGCAACCAUGGAUUCCACGUUCGUUGUAUCGAUAAAUGGCUCAAUUCUCACUCUUCUUGCCCUACUUGUAGACAUUGCCUUAUUGAGACAUGCCAAAGAAUUGAUCCAAUUUCAUUAGCUCCAAUACAAGAAGUUAUAAUAAGGAUUGAACCUCUCCAACGUGAAGAUGCUAUAUCUAACAAUUAGCAUUAGGUAGAAAAAGAAUAUUCAUACACUUAAUUAGAUGAGAAGUUUAAUUAGCUUUUAAGUUAAUAGUUUAGUUCUUUCUUUUUUCAUGUUGACAAAGUUU
Molecule: messenger RNA, 797 nt
Organism: Solanum verrucosum
Lineage: Eukaryota; Viridiplantae; Streptophyta; Magnoliopsida; Solanales; Solanaceae
Product: RING-H2 finger protein ATL78-like
Exons: 1
Coding region: 38-694 (218 amino acids)
Biological process (GO): protein ubiquitination
Molecular function (GO): transferase activity
Source: RefSeq, a predicted model, not a curated record